Messenger RNA from Bolinopsis microptera, 1062 nucleotides. Its product is annotated as neuropeptide FF receptor 2-like. The transcript has 7 exons. NCBI's taxonomy places the organism in Eukaryota, Metazoa, Ctenophora, Tentaculata, Lobata, Bolinopsidae. Gene Ontology annotation, cellular component: membrane. Gene Ontology annotation, molecular function: G protein-coupled receptor activity. The record is from RefSeq and is a predicted model, not a curated record. The coding region runs from base 1 to 1062 and encodes 353 amino acids. Gene Ontology annotation, biological process: G protein-coupled receptor signaling pathway.
AUGUCACGUGAUCGAGACAGUUCUUCGCCGAUAUCUCGCGAGGGGAUAUUUGCUACAGCGUUCUUUAAACUGAAGCACAGUGCUAACAACGUGUUCUUCCUGAACCUGAGUCUGAUGUAUACUGUGGUAGCAUUGCUCGUACACCCCUUCUCCAUCUACUUGAUAGCAGUACAGAACCUAACAGAACCCUCUUCUACUGUCCCAAUGGUUACUUGUCAGAUAACAGGGGUAAUCUUCGAGACUUCCAUAUACUUAUCACUCUUCUCACUUACUUCUGUUAGUUUAGAUAGGUUCGUUAUCGUGUUCUUCCCGCUAAAAUACAAGUGUUUCGUGACAGUAAAGAAGGUGUACGUUUGGAUCACUAUUUGUUGGAUAGCAGUCUUCAUCUUGGUUAUACCAGUAGCAGUCAAUCACGGAGUAAACUCCUCCGAUUUUGUAGUGUACUCGACUGAUAACUCAACAACUGUGUGUCAGGGUCGUUACUGGUUCCUGGAGAGUGGAUCUGACUCAGAAGGGAUGUCCUACUUUGAAAGGCACGUGUUUGUGCACGUGGUGGCUAUUAUUUACCUCAUCCUAUGUGCCCUCUCUCUUGCCCCAAAUCUUGCAGUGAUUGUGAGACUAAACCAGUCCAUGUAUCGUACCAUUCAGAGAACUGUCAGCAAAUCUACGUCUCAGCUAUCUACCCAGGAUACCACAUUUAGCAACAGUUAUUUAGAAGAAAAAGAUGAGACACCUGCAGAUCUGAUUAGCCCCUUGAGGUGCAGUGACAUGAUGAAACUGACUGGUAAAGCUGAUAUCCUUCAAUCUAACCUCGUUAUAAUCCCCAGUACUGCCGAGUUCAAAAGCUCCUUCGAGAAAAAGGUUCCAAGCUACUGUCAAAAGCAGCAUAAAAAAGGUCUCGAUGGCCAACACGUUCAUAAUACGAAACCAGCUGGCAGUCAAGAAGACUCAUCAAGUAAAGCUCAGGAAGAGACGACAGAGAUCAAUAGUGAUAACUCUCAUCAUCAUGUGUUUGGUAAAACUAUUACUAAUAAUACUUAUUCUAAGUUUUACUUACUGUAG